This is a messenger RNA of Brenthis ino (lesser marbled fritillary), 840 nucleotides long. The record is from the annotation of a GenBank genome assembly. NCBI's taxonomy places the organism in Eukaryota, Metazoa, Arthropoda, Insecta, Lepidoptera, Nymphalidae.
AUGUCAUCAUUAUCUUCGAUUGAAAAUGAAAAAGAAAUAUUCUACAACAGUUUUAGAGUAAAUGAGGCGUAUCCAUGGUAUCCAACACUGGGCCAGCCACUAAUAUAUUAUUCUGAAGUAGAACAUUUUCCCAACAGUAGAACCGAUAAAGUAGACAUAAAAGAUUUUGCAACUUGGCUGGACGAAAAAUACAAUGAUUACUUACAGAACAGCCACACUCAAUAUAAUUAUAAUGAAACCUCUACGAUUGAAAUAGUCGCCUCUUCAAAUAAAGUUAAAAAGAAAGAAAUAAAAUCCAAGAAGCAAUCAAGACUGAGAUCGAGUCAUAGCAUCGAAGUUAUUUUAAAACCUAAACAACUUACUCGUCCUGCAUCAGAAUGUUGCCAAAAAAGUAUAGCUCAGUCACGUAAUCAAAUUAAUAGCACGACUCAAUCCAACACGAGUGUUGUCGAAAAAAAAUUGAAACCUAAAUCUCAAAGCUUAACAAGUAUUCUGAAAGAAAGAGAAAUAUAUGUGAUUCCGUUUGAUAUCGUUCAAGAUGCGAAGAAUGAUAUUGAAGGCAAGAAGAAAUCUGCAAUUAUAAUAUCAAAGAGGGAUUCUGCUAUGAAAUAUAAAAAAAACAAUAUUAAGGAUAUCAUGUGUCAAUGUUCCUAUGUAAUGUCCAAUAGAGCAGAUGCGUCGAGUCAAUUUGAAAAGAAAACGAGUAAACCUAAUAUUUGCCUAUGUAACGAUGUCGAGCCGACGGCCUUGCGAAAGGGAGAGAAAAUCGGAUAUCCAAUUUUUAUGAAAUUAAUAUGCCCAGAUAAAAUGAAAGAAAAUUACUUUUUAAAAACUCAAACA